AUGAUAAAUAAUUCAUUAAUCAAAGUACAAGUGAAAGAAUACACUUCGCCAGCUAAACCUUAAAGGAGAUUAAUUUACCAAAGAAUUAAACCAUAUAUGGAUGCCUAUGGAAUAUCUCCUGAGUUCUUUGAAAUCAAAGGAAAAUCAGUUGUCUUCAAAAAUAAUAAUCCCAAUAAUAUAACCCAUUUAAAUAAAAGUGUUGUAUCAAUCAGACCCAGUAAAAGGAAACAAAACCAAACAAUAGCAGUAAAAAGACCACAAACAGCCUCAAUACAAUUAUCUAAUAAUGUUAUCUUGCCUAUUUCCAAUAAGUAUGCUAAUCUAUUCAAUGAAAUAAAGACAACUCCUUAAAAACCAUAAGUAUAAUAACCUUAAAAGGUUGAAUAGUCUCUCAUUUUGGAAGAAGCAGAUGAAGCAUCAGAUUCAAGUUAUAUUAAGAAACAUGAGAUGAUGUUGAAAGAUAUAGCGGAACUAGAAAAGGUUAAAUAAGAAAAGAUUUUAGAGUUAGAAAUGUUACAAAACAAAAUAGAUGAAGCUAAAAAUGCAGAGAUCAAUUCGUCUCGUUUCAUCAUAAAAAAGAAUGUCCAUAAACCUACUCUAAGGGAGAAGAAGGAUAAAGCUGCUUCCUUGAUUUAGGCUCAUAUUAAAGGUAGGAUUGAUUAAAAAAGAUUCAUAGAAUGGAAAAAAAAGAAAGAAGAUAAAUUAAGGAAAGUUAUAUUUAUAUAAAAAAUGGUGGAAAAAUUUAAAUGA
Molecule: messenger RNA, 750 nt
Organism: Paramecium tetraurelia
Lineage: Eukaryota; Ciliophora; Oligohymenophorea; Peniculida; Parameciidae
Exons: 2
Source: RefSeq, a predicted model, not a curated record